AUGGGGAGCCACCGGGUCCGGGGUAGCCCCGCCAACAUGAAUCACCCGCACAGCCGGCAUCACCGGGCCAACAUCUCGAUUGAGAGCAACGAAAUUCAACGGUCCAUUCAGCGGCUCGAUGGAACGGGUGGUGCUCACGGUGCCGGCGGUCGACAAUCGGGUGGCGGGGGCCAGGGCCAAGGUGGUGCCUUGGCAAGCGGCCUGCCGUCGCCUGGUCUGCUGAAGCGCGUGUUCCUGUCGAACCGAACGGUCACGUGUAACGAUGGGUCUCAGGCGGGGUUCUAUCUGCGCAAGUCGCCCGGUUCGCGCCGUUGGGUCGUGUUCUUCGAGGGCGGCUGGCACUGCUACGACCACAAGUCGUGUCGGACGCGCUGGCUGAAGCAGCGCCACCUGAUGACCUCGGUCCAGUGGCCCGAAACCAGGGACGUGGGCGGACUGCUGUCGGCGCAUCCGUCAGAGAACCCUUACUGGUACAACGCGAACCACGUGUUCGUGCCGUACUGCAGCAGCGACUCGUGGAGCGGCACCAAGGUGCGGCCGGACACGCGCGACGGGCUGCGCUUCAUGGGGUCGCUCAUCGUGCGCCAGGUGAUGUCGGACCUGGUGCCGCUCGGGCUCGGCCACUCGCAGGGCGCCGACCUGCUGAUGGCCGGCUCGUCGGCCGGCGGGCUCGGCGUGAUGCUCAACCUGGACAAGGUGCGGACGUUGCUGCAGAGUGAACGAGGUCUGAAGGUGAGCGUUCGCGGGGUGAGCGAUUCCGGCUGGUUCCUCGACCGGGAACCGUACACACCGGGCGCGGUGGCCGCAUCCGAAGCCGUCCGGCAGGGCUGGAAGCUAUGGGACGGUGCCCUGCCGCAGGCAUGCGUCGCCGAGCACCCGAAGGAACCGUGGCGGUGUUACUUCGGCCACCGGCUCUACAACACGCUGAAAUCGCCCCUGUUCGUGUUCCAGUGGCUGUUCGACGAGGCGCAGAUGCGGGCGGACAGCGUGGGGGCACCGGUGACGCCGCAGCAGUGGGACUACAUCCACGACAUGGGCGGAGCGCUGCGCGAGUCGCUUAGCAACGUGUCGGCCGUGUUUGCGCCGUCCUGCAUCGGCCACUCGGUGCUGACCAAGCGCGACUGGCUGAAGAUCCGGAUCGACGACAUCUCGCUGGCGGACGCACUCCGCUGCUGGGAGCAGUCGGUGAACGGGGACGGGCGUCAGUCGCAGUGGCGCUCGGUCAACCGGAGCCCUCAGAAGCUGCACCGGAAGCACAACCAGGGCGCCAGCCGGCGCAAACAGCAACCGGCGGACGGUGACGCCGGCACCGGGCGGCCUCCCCAGCGGCCCAAGCUAACCAAAGAGGAGCGCGAACGGCGGCGCCAGGAGCGUCGGAAGCGGCAGCAGCAGCAGCAGCAGCGGAAACAGAGCCCCGAGUCGGUCACUAAAGUUCCUAAGCUGGACCGCCCGUCGAACGGUACCACUUCCGUCCAGCGACCGAACGGUGGCCACACGAGGCGCCCUCCGCAACAGCGGCGCAACAACAACAACCAAGCGCAGCAGCUGAAAGAUCCCCAGGCGCAGCAGCACAAGCUGCGCAACCGGAACAAGAAGCGGCUGGGUGGCGGCGGUGGCGGCGGCGGCGGUGGUGGGCACCGGAACCGCAACCGGAAGGCGCGUGGCAACGGGGGCCGGAAUCGGGCGCCGGCCCAGGCGGUGCCGGUGGCCGAACCAAAGAAGUGCUCGCUCCGGCUGCUGGAGCGCUGCAGCUGGCCGCAGUGCAACCCCGUGUGCCCGACACUCACCAACCCCCUGACGGGUGAGGAGAUGAAGUUCCUGGAGCUGCUGGCCUCGUUCGGGCUGGACAUGGACGCGGUGGCCACCGCGCUCGGCGUCGACAUGCAGACGCUCAACAACAUGGACCACGCGGAGUUGGUCAACCUCCUGACGCAGCAGGUGACGUAG
This is a messenger RNA of Anopheles cruzii, 1947 nucleotides long. RefSeq names its product palmitoleoyl-protein carboxylesterase NOTUM (gene Notum). The coding region runs from base 1 to 1947 and encodes 648 amino acids. Gene Ontology annotation, molecular function: hydrolase activity. Lineage: Eukaryota; Metazoa; Arthropoda; Insecta; Diptera; Culicidae. The transcript is spliced from 4 exons. The record is from RefSeq and is a predicted model, not a curated record.